AUGAUGAUUCUGAGACAGUUAGUAUUGUUAAGUUUUGGAUUUUUUUUGGUUUGUGGGCAAAUGGAAGAAGCCCCUCCACAACCAAUAAUUAAUUCUACAACAACCUCUACCACCACAACUACAACAACUACAACAUCCACAACCACAACUACAAUGAAACCAAAUACAACAACAACUACAACUCCCAAACCAACCACCCCUCCUCCUAGUCCAACACCAACUCCAAAACCAACUUCAAAACCAACUCCUAAACCAACACCAACUCCUAAACCAUCCCCCACUCCUAAACCAUCCCCCACUCCUAAUCCAUCCCCUGCAACAUGGUCAGUAAAUUAUGUUGGUAAGUAAAUUUACAUAUAUGAUACAAAUCGAACUUGCAUUGUGGCUCAGGUAGCAGUACAAAUAGAGGUACCAAUGGGAAAUACAAGUUGGAAAAUUAAUUUACCGACAACCGCAAAUGCUUCUGGAGACUGCUCUCAAAAUAAUACAGAAGUUCUUGAAUUAAAAUGGGGAAAUGCAAACAUGAUAAAAAUUAGUUUUGAUAAAACCAACACAAGCAAAUUUGAAGUACAAAACAUGAGCUUUGCUUUGAAUUUGACAUUUCCUGGAAAAAAUGCAUCCAUCUACAAUUAUAACCACAGUAAAUGCGAGUUUACUGCACCUUUGGAAAAUUCCUACAAAUGUGAUAGGGUUCAAACUUUAAAUUUCACUGGGGUCACCGAUCCGACAUCUAUGGCAUAUUUACAUAUUAGUCAUGUUCAAUUGCAAGCUUUCCAUAACACUACAGGAACUCAUUUUAAUUCGGCUAUUGACUGUGAAGGUAGUUCAUCUGCAGAUGUCGUACCCAUUGUAGUAGGCUGUGUGUUGGCUGGAUUGGUGCUAAUGGUUUUGGUGGGAUAUCUGGUUGGAAGAAGACAUUGUCAAGCUAGAGGCUACCUAUCAAUGUGA
Messenger RNA from Brassicogethes aeneus, 948 nucleotides. NCBI's taxonomy places the organism in Eukaryota, Metazoa, Arthropoda, Insecta, Coleoptera, Nitidulidae. The record is from the annotation of a GenBank genome assembly.